AUGAUGGAGGUGGAGGUGGAGGUGGAGGUGGAGGUGGACGCCGAUGCUAACGGAGCAUGCUCUCAAACAUCUGCCAAAAUUAUGCAUCCCGCUGUGACAUCAGAGACGGUUUAUCUCACAAACGAUCAAAUUUCAAACUUCUCAGAAACACAAAACCCAGAGGAGCAGCAGGACAGACCAGACUCUCCUGGACCUGAACCCAGCUGUGUGUCCAUGAAGAGUUUCUCAUCUAUGACUAAACCUAUACACUUUAAAUCUGGACAACCAUCUGAUGGAAGGACUCAACAGCAGAGACCAGAAUCUCCUGGAUCUGAACCCAGCUGUGUGUCCUUUAAGAGUGACUCAUCUAUGGCUAAACCUAUAUACUUUAAACCUGGACAGUCUUCUGAUGGAAGGUACGAAUGUAAAAAGACAGGAAAACUCACACUGCAAUGUCACAGCAGUAGAACAGGGACAGAAGGAGACGAGGCAGGAAACUCUGAGACUGACAGGGAGAACAUCGUCACUUUUGUGAAGAACGAGUUGAAGAAGAUGCAGAAGGUUCUGAGUCCAGAUGACCCAGAAUGCUUAGAGAGUCAGAGUGAGGAUGAAGAGGUGUUGGACGGUGAGGAGGAAGAGCAGAGGAGGAGCAGCAGAGAAGCAUUUCUGAAGAUCACACUGCACUUCCUGAGGAGAAUGAAGCAGGAGGAGCUGGCUGACUGUCUGCAGAGCAGAACUCCUGCUAGCAGUCAACAUAAACUCAAGUCUAACCUGCAGAAGAAGUUCCAGUGUCUGUUUGAGGGGAUCGCUAAAGCAGGAAACCCAACCCUCCUGAAUGAGAUCUACACACCGCUCUACAUCACAGAGGGAGGGACUGCAGAAGUCAAUGAUGAACAUGAGGUCAGACAGAUUGAAACAGCAUCCAGGAAACCAGUCAAACCAGAAACAACAAUCAGACAUGAAGACAUCUUUAAAGCCUCACCUGGAAGAGAUGAACCAAUCAGAACAGUGAUGACAAAGGGAGUGGCUGGCAUUGGGAAAACAGUCUUAACACAGAAGUUCACUCUGGACUGGGCUGAAGACAAAGCCAACCAGGACAUACACUUCACAUUUCCAUUCACUUUCAGAGAGCUGAAUGUGCUGAAAGGGAAAAAGUACAGCUUGGUGGAACUUGUUCAUCACUUCUUUACUGAAACCAAAGAAGCAGGAAUCUGCAGGCUUGAAAAGUUCCAGGUUGUGUUCAUCUUUGACGGUCUGGAUGAGUGUCGACUUCCUCUGGACUUCCACAACAAUGAGAUCCUGACUGAUGUUACAGAGUCCACCUCAGUGGAUGUGCUGCUGACAAACCUCAUCAGGGGGAAACUGCUUCCCUCUGCUCGCCUCUGGAUAACCACACGACCUGCAGCAGCCAAUCAGAUCCCUCCUGAAUGUGUCAGCAUGGUGACAGAGGUCAGAGGGUUCACUGACCCACAGAAGGAGGAGUACUUCAAGAAGAGAUCUAGAAAUGAGGAGCAGGCCAGCACCAUCAUCUCCCACAUCAAGACAUCACGAAGCCUCCACAUCAUGUGCCACAUCCCAGUCUUCUGCUGGAUCACUGCUACAGUUCUGGAGGAUGUGCUGAAAAGCAGAGUGGGGGGAGAGCUGCCCAAGUCUCUGACUGAGAUGUACAUCCACUUCCUGGUGGUUCAGUCCAAAGUGAAGAACAUCAAGUAUGAUGGAGGGGCUGAGACAGAUCCACACUGGAGUCCAGAGAGCAAGAAGAUGAUUGAGUCUCUGGGAAAACUGGCUUUUGAGCAGCUGCAGAAAGGCAACCUGAUCUUCUAUGAAUCAGACCUGACAGAGUGUGGCAUCGAUAUCAGAGCAGCCUCAGUGUACUCAGGAGUGUUCACACAGGUCUUUAAAGAGGAGAGCGGUCUGUACCAGGACAAGGUGUUCUGCUUCAUCCAUCUGAGUGUUCAGGAGUUUCUGGCUGCUCUUCACGUCCAUCUGACAUUCAUCAAGUCUGGAGUCAAUCUGCUGGCAGAAGAAAAAACAACAUCCCAGAAGUCUGAAACCAGCAAAGUCAAAUCUAAAGAGUCACGUCUUUACCAGAGUGCUGUGGAUGAGGCAUUAAAGAGUUCAAAUGGACACCUGGACUUAUUCCUCCGGUUCCUCCUGGGUCUUUCACUGCAGACCAAUCAGAGUCUUCUACGAGGCCUACUGACACAGACAGGAAGUAGCUCACAGACCAACCAGGAAGCAGUCAAGUACAUCAAGAAAAUGGUCAAUGAGAAUCUGUCUGCAGAGAGAAGCAUCAAUCUGUUCCACUGUCUGAAUGAACUGAAUGAUCAUUCUCUAGUGGAGGAGAUCCAACAGUACCUGAGAUCAGGAAGUCUCUCCACAGAUAAACUAUCUCCUGCUCAGUGGUCAGCUCUGGUCUUCAUUUUACUGUCAUCAGAAAAAGAUCUGGAUGUGUUUUACCUGAAGAAAUACUCUGCUUCAGAGGAGGCUCUUCUGAGGCUGAUGCCAGUGGUCAAAGUCUCCAACAAAGCUCUACUGAAUGGCUGUGAGCUCUCAGAGAGAACAUGUGUAGCUCUGUCCUCAGUUCUCAGCUCCCAGUCCUCUUGUCUCACAGAGUUGGACCUGAGUAACAACAACCUGCAGGAUUCAGGAUCGAAGCUUCUGUCUGCUGGACUGAAGAGUCCACACUGUACACUGGAAACUCUCAGUUUGUCAGGAUGUCUGAUCACAGAGGAAGGCUGUGCUUCUCUGGCCUCAGCUCUGAGCUCCAACCCCUCCCAUCUGAGAGAGCUGGACCUGACCUACAAUCAUCCAGGAGAUUCAGGAGAGAAGAUGCUGACUGCUGGACUGAAGGAUCCACACUGGAGACUGGACACUCUCAGGCUGCAGCCUGCUGGAGUCCGAUGGUUGACACCAGGUCUGAAGAAGUAUUUCUGUGAACUCACACUGGAUCCAAACACUGUAUACACACACCUUGAAUUGUCUGACAACAACAGGAAGGUGACACGUGUGAAGGAGGAUCAGUCAUAUCCUGAUCAUCCAGACAGAUUUGACUGGUGUCCUCAGCUGCUGUGCAGAAAUGAUCUGACUGGUCGCUGUUACUGGGAGGUCGAGUGUAGAGGAGGAGUCGAUAUAUCAGUGACUUACAGAGGAAUCAGCAGGAAAGGAGUUAGUUCUGACUGUGAGUUCGGAAGGAAUGAUCAGUCCUGGAGUCUAUUCUGCUCUGAUGGUGGUUACUCUGUCUGGCACGAUAACAGAGAAACAUCCAUCUCCUCCUCCUCCUCUGUCUCUGACAGAGUAGCAGUGUAUGUGGACUGUCCUGCUGGCACUCUGUCCUUCUACAGAGUCUCCUCUGACACACUGAUCCACCUCCACACCUUCAACACCACAUUUACUGAGCCUCUGUAUGCUGGGUUUGGGUUCUGGUCACACUGGUCGGGUUCCUCAGUGUCUCUGGGCUCCCAUGUACCACAGCUCAAAGUGCUAACAUCAUGGAAACUCCCAGAGGAGCAGCAGGACAGACCAGACUCUCCUGGACCUGAACCCAGCUGUGUGUCCAUGAAGAGUGACUCAUCUAUGGCUAAACCUAUACACUUUAAAUCUGGACAACCAUCUGAUGGAAGGACUCAGCAGCAGAGACCAGAAUCUCCUGGAUCUGAACCCAGCUGUGUGUCCUUUAAGAGUGACUCAUCUAUGGCUAAACCUAUACACUUUAAACCUGGAAAAUCUUCUGGUGGAAGGAUCCAGCAGCAGAGACCAGACUCUCCUGGACCUGAACCCAGCUGUGUGUCCAUGAAGAGUGACUCAUCUAUGCCUAAACCUAUACACUUUAAACCCGGACAAGUGGACCAGGAGAGCUCAGAGCUUCCCAGUGGCCAGUCUGCCCAGCAGCAUCAAACACACCUGGACUCCAUAUUUAUGCUGCUGGAGGAGAACAUUGCCACUUUUGUGAAGAACGAGCUGAAGAAGAUGCAGAAGGUUCUGAGUCCAGAUUACCCACAAUGCUUAGAGAGUAAGAGUGAGGAUGAGGAGGUGUUGGACGGUGAGGAGGAAGAGCAGAGGAGGAGCAGUAGAGAAGCAUUUCUGAAGAUCACACUGCACUUCCUGAGGAAAAUGAAGCAGGAGGAGCUGGCUGACCGUCUGCAGAGCAGAACUCCUGUUGGCAGUCAACAUAAACUCAAGUCUAACCUGCAGAAGAAGUUCCAGUGUCUGUUUGAGGGGAUUAUUAAAGCGGGAAACCCAACCCUUCUGAAUCAGAUCUACACAGAGCUCUUCAUCACAGAGGGAGGGACUGCAGAGGUCAAUGAUGAACAUGAGGUCAGACAAAUUGAAACAGCAACCUGGAAACCAGACAAACCAGAAAGAACAAUCAGACAUGAAGACAUCUUUAAAGCCUCACCUGAAAGAGAUGAACCAAUCAGAACAGUGAUGACAAAGGGAGUGGCUGGCAUUGGGAAAACAGUCUUAACACAGAAGUUCACUCUGGACUGGGCUGAAGACAAAGCCAACAAGGACAUACACUUCACAUUUCCAUUCACUUUCAGAGAGCUGAAUGUGCUGAAAGGGAAAAGGUACAGCUUGGUGGAACUUGUUCAUCACUUCUUUACUGAAACCAAAGAAGCAGGAAUCUGCAGGUUUGAAGAUUUCCAGGUUGUGUUCAUCUUUGACGGUCUGGAUGAAUGUCGACUUCCUCUGGACUUCCACAACAAUGAGAUCUUGACUGAUGUUACAGAGUCCACCUCAGUGGAUGUGCUGCUGACAAACCUCAUCAGGGGGAAACUGCUUCCCUCUGCUCGCCUCUGGAUAACCACACGACCUGCAGCAGCCAAUCAGAUUCCUCCUGAGUGCGUUAGCAUGGUGACAGAGGUCAGAGGGUUCACUGACCCACAGAAGGAAGAGUACUUCAGGAAGAGAUUCAGAGAAAAGAAGAAAGCCAGCACCAUCAUCUCCCACAUGAAGACAUCACGAAGCCUCCACAUCAUGUGCCACAUCCCAGUCUUCUGCUGGAUCACUGCUACAGUUCUGGAGGAUGUGUUGAAAAGCAGAGAGGGAGGAGAGCUGCCCAAGACCCUGACUGAGAUGUACAUCCACUUCCUGGUGGUUCAGACCAAACUGAAGAAUGUCAAGUAUGAUGGAGGAGCUCAGACAGAUCCACACUGGAGUGCAGAGAGCAGGAAGAUGAUUGAGUCUCUGGGAAAACUGGCUUUUGAGCAGCUGAAAAAAGGCAACCUGAUCUUCUAUGAAUCAGACCUGACAGAGUGCGGCAUCGAUAUCAGAGCAGCCUCAGUGUACUCAGGAGUGUUCACACAGGUCUUUAAAGAGGAGAGAGGGCUGUACCAGGACAAGGUGUUCUGCUUCGUCCACCUGAGUGUUCAGGAGUUUCUGGCUGCUCUUCAUGUCCAUCUGACAUUCAUCAACUCUGGAGUCAAUCUGCUGGCAGAAGAACAAACAACUUCUCAGAGGUCUGAAACUAUAAAAGAAUCUGCAGAAACAGAUCUCUACCAGAGAGCUGCGGACAAGGCCUUAAAGAGUCCAAAUGGACACCUGGACUUGUUCCUCCGCUUCCUCAUGGGUCUUUCACUGCAGACCAAUCAGACUCUCCUAAGAGGUCUGCUGACACAGAGAGGAAGUAGCCCACAGACCAAUCAGGACACAGUUGAGUAUAUCAAGAAGAAGAUCAAUGAGAAUCUGUCUGCAGAGAGAAGCAUCAAUCUGUUCCACUGUCUGAAUGAACUGAAUGAUCGUUCCCUUGUGGAGGAGAUCCAACAUUACGUGAACUCGGGAAGUCUCUCUGCUGAUGAACUGUCUCCUGCUCAGUGGUCAGCUCUGGUCUUCAUCUUACUGUCGUCAGAAAAAGAUCUGGAUGUGUUUCACCUAAAUGAAUACUCUGCUUCAGAGGAGGCUCUUCUGAGGCUGAUGCCAGUGGUCAAAGCCUCCAAUAAAGCUCUGUUGAAUGGCUGUAACCUCUCAGAGAGAAGUUGUGCAUCUCUGUCCUCAGUUCUCAGCUCUGAGUCCUCUAGUGUGAGAGAGCUGGACCUGAGUAACAACAACCUGCAGGAUUCAGGAGUGAAGCAGCUUUCUGCUGGACUGGAGAGUCCACACUGUACACUGGAAACUCUCAGAAUGAAUGACUGUAAGCUCUCAGGAAGAAGUCAUGACGCUCUGUCCUCAGUUCUCAGCUGCCAGUCCUCUAGUCUGAAAGUGCUGGACCUGAGUAACAACAACCUGCAGGAUUCAGGAGUGAAGCAGCUUUCUGCUGGACUGGAGAGUCCACACUGUACACUCGAAACUCUCAGGCUGUCAGGAUGUCUGAUUACAGAGAAUGGCUGUGCUUCUCUGGCCUCAGCUCUGAGCUCCAACCCCUCCCAUCUGAGAGAGCUGGACCUGAGCUACAAUCAUCCAGGAGACUCAGGAGAGAAGCUACUGUCUGCUGGAUUAGAGGAUCCACAGUGGAGACUUGACACUCUCAGGCUGCAGCCUGCUGGAGUCCGAUGGUUGACACCAGGUCUGAGGAAGUAUUUCUGUGAACUGGAACUGGAUCCAAACACAGCAAACAGAAAACUCAAACUGUCUGACAACAACAGGAAGGUGACGUAUGUGACAAAUAAGGAGGAGGAGCAGUCCUAUCCGGAUCAUCCAGACAGAUUUGCCUUGUGUCCUCAGCUGCUGUGUAAAGAUGAUCUGACUGGUUGCUGUUACUGGGAGGUCGAGUGGAGAGGAAACGUUUAUGUAUCAGUGACUUACAGAGGAAUCAGAAGGAAAGGAAUUGGUGAUGACUCUGAGUUUGGAGCGAAUGAUCAGUCCUGGUGUCUGAACUGCUCUGAUAGUGGUUACUCUGUCAUGCACAAUAACAAACAAACAUCCAUCUCCUCCUCCUCUGUCUCUAACAGAGUAGCAGUGUAUGUGGACUGUCCUGCUGGCACUCUGUCCUUCUACAGAGUCUCCUCUGACACACUGAUCCACCUCCACACCUUCAACAUCACAUUCACACAGCCUCUGUAUGCUGGGUUUGGGUUCUGGCGGACUGGUUCCUCAGUGUCUCUGUGUCCUCUGUAG
Molecule: messenger RNA, 7035 nt
Organism: Scomber japonicus (chub mackerel)
Lineage: Eukaryota; Metazoa; Chordata; Actinopteri; Scombriformes; Scombridae
Exons: 22
Coding region: 1-7035 (2344 amino acids)
Molecular function (GO): protein binding
Source: RefSeq, a predicted model, not a curated record